CAAAGCACGGCCAUACCAUACCUCGUUUGGAAUUGUGCGCUGCAGUUCUGGCAGUCGAACUGUAUGAAACUAUUUGCGAAGAACUGAAAACAGAAUUUCAACAAGUGCAAUUUUUCACCGACAGCAAGGUUGUAUUAGGAUACAUAAACAACGAAACAAAGCGAUUUUAUCUGUAUGUUGGAAAUCGUGUGGACAGAAUCAGGAGAUCGACAAAACCAGAACAAUGGUCAUACGUACCUACCUUACAAAAUCCAGCCGAUGAUGCUUCUCGUUCUAUACGACCAGAAAAGCUUAAUCAAAGUCAGUGGCUUGUAGGUCCUACUCAGUUUCUUUGUAAGAAAAACACCAUAAAUAGCAAAAUUGAAGAAGACGAGUUCCCUCUUAUUUUACCAGAAGAAGAUAGAGAGGUCCGCGUGGCAAAAACACUUGUAACUAAACCUGCAAUUGGCUCUCAAAGAUUUGAACGUUUUUCUCAGUGGAAAACUCUUUUUUCAGCUAUACAAACUCUCAGAUGUUUUAUUGUAAAGCAAACUAAUAGACAAGAGUCUAGUAAAACUGAUUCGUUUCUAGAUGCACAGAAUUUAGUUAUAGGUAUUGUUCAGAGAGAAGCUUUCAGCAUUGAAUAUAAGGCACUGAUGAACAAACAGAAACUUCCUGCAAACAGUAAAAUUUUGCAAUUAGACCCGUUUAUUGACAAUAAAGGUUUACUCCGUGUUGGUGGUCGUUUGAGCAAUGCAAACAUAUUUCCCAAUGAAAUGAAGCCACUCAUCAUACCUAAGCAUCAUAUUGCAACAUUACUUGUGAGACAUUAUCAUGAAAAAGUAGCGCAUCAAGGACGCCAUCUCACUGAAGGAGCUUUGCGAUCGGCAGGAUAUUGGUUGAUAGGAGGAAAAGGUCUCAUUUCAUCUGUGAUUCAUAAAUGCAUAAAAUGUCGUAAACUACGUGGAAAAGAAGAAUUUCCAAAAAUGGCUGACUUGCCAUUUGACCGAUUAGAUCCAGCACCUCCAUUUUCAUAUGUUGGAAUUGACGUAUUUGGUCCUUGGACUAUUACUACCCGAAGAACUCGUGGAGGUCAGGCACAAGGUAAACGUUGGGCUGUAAUGUUCACAUGUCUUGUGGUUAGGGCUGUACACAUUGAAGUGAUUGAGGAAAUGUCGUCUGGUUGUUUCAUCAAUGCAUUACGUAGGUUUUGUGCUUUAAGAGGCGAAGUAAAAAUCUUAAGAUCUGAUUGUGGGACAAACUUUGUUGGGGCACUGAGUGAACUUGAUGUCAACGUUAUAAAUAUUGGAGAUCGACCAAUAAAAAACUAUCUCAGUGACAAGAACAUAAAUUGGAUUUUCAACGCACCUCACUCUUCACACAUGGGUGGCAGCUGGGAGCGUAUGAUUGGGAUAGCGAGAAAUAUUCUUAACAGCCUCUUUAUGGAAACGAAACAAUUAACACAUGAAGUAUUAACAACGUUUAUGGCCGAAGUAACAUCUAUUAUGAACGCAAGACCCCUGGUACCGAUAGAUAUGGAUCCUGACAAUUCAUUCCUGCUUACUCCUUCAACUUUGCUCACUUUGAAAAGUGAACAUACUGUGCGAUCUUUUUCAAUAGAGGACUUUUGCGAUAAAGAUUUGUUAAAAUCUCAAUGGAGAUGCGUUCAACAACUUGCAAACUCAUUCUGGAAACGUUGGAGAACUCAAUAUUUGCCUACUUUACAAAUGCGACACAAAUGGAAACAAGAGUGCAGAAACUUGACUGAAGGUGACAUUGUUCUUAUGCGUGAUGUUAGCUUGCACCGUAAUGACUGGCCUAUUGGUGUUAUUGAACAAACAUAUGCAAGCUCUGAUGGUCGCGUCCGUGAAGUUCAAGUGCGUCUCGGGAAGAACAGGAAGUUAUUCACUAGACCUGCUAAUGAAGUAGUAUUUGUUAUGUGUAAAUAACUUGUGAACUAUAUAGAAUGAGAACAUUUUUGAUUGUGUACUUGGACAAACUUUUUUGAUUUUUGAAGUAUUGUUAAAUUUUUUAUUAGUGAUAUAUUCAUAUCAGACGGGGAGUGUAAUGCCAAGAAUAUCAUUAGAGUUAUCCCUCUUUAUACGCAACCUGCAUUUUUGAUAAUUGUGGUUAAUCCGACUUGUUUUUGUUUUACACAUUGUUUUUACAUUUCCUGCAGCAUGGCUUGAUAAAUUUUUGAACAUAAUUACGAAGAACAUUAUCAUUCUCCUUGUCCCUUGGUGAAUUACGAUCUUUUCACCAAAUGUAUGUGGCUUCAUGAUCUGUCAGCUCCUGACGCAUUGAAUGUUUAAUUGAAUAAAAUGAUCUACAUAUA
This is a messenger RNA of Mytilus californianus (California mussel), 2314 nucleotides long. RefSeq lists its product as uncharacterized. Lineage: Eukaryota; Metazoa; Mollusca; Bivalvia; Mytilida; Mytilidae. Gene Ontology annotation, molecular function: nucleic acid binding. Gene Ontology annotation, biological process: DNA integration. The record is from RefSeq and is a predicted model, not a curated record. Bases 636 to 1928 code for a protein of 430 amino acids. The transcript has 2 exons.